GCAUGGCUGGUGUAAAUGCAUUCAUCGAUCCAUCGAUGCAUCUCUCAAAAGGAUUCUGAGGAGCGCUAUGCCUUCCUGGCCGAGUGGUACGACCCCAGCGCUGCGCUCAUGCGGCGCUACCAGCUGCUGUACUACCCCCGGGACUCCUCUGUGGAGAUGAUUGACAUAAAGAACCAGCGGGUUUUCCUGAGGAGGACAAAGUACGACGAGCUCCACCAGGAAGACCUGUUUGUGGGCAACCGCAUCAACGUGUUCUCCCGCCAGCUCAACCUGAUCGGCUACGGGAACCAGUACACAGCCGACAUACUGGGCAGCAAAAAAGAGAGGACCCUGGCCAUGAUCAAGCCUGAUGCCAUCACAAAAGUUGGAGAGAUCAUUCAGCUGAUCUACGAAGCCAACCUUAUCGUCACCAAAGCCAAAAUGACACGGCUGUCAUGGAAGCAGGCGGCAGACUUUUACACGGAACAUCAGUCAAAGUCUUUUUUCAACAACCUGCUGCAGUUUGUGACGUGUGGUCCGGUCAUCGCCAUGGAGCUGAUGGGAGACGAGGCGGUGUCCGCCUGGCGGAAGCUUCUGGGCCCGACGGACUCCGGCGUGGCACGCAAAGAGGCGGCCACCAGCCUCCGCGCCCAGUUUGGCACAGAUGGCACCAGGAACGGCGCACAUGGUUCCGAUUCCCUUGCAUCUGCUGCAAGGGAGUUGGAGUUUUUCUUCCCAUCCACAACAGGUCACGGCCCAGCCAACACAGCCACGUACAAAGACACCACUUGCUGUGUCAUCAAGCCCCACGCCGUCUCUGAAGGCUUGACAGGAAAAAUUCUAGGAUCUAUCAUAGACGCGGGUUUUGAAAUCACAGCACUGCAGAUGUUCAACAUGGACAAAGCCAACGCUGAGGAAUUCCUGGAGGUUUACAAAGGGGUUGUGGCAGAGUACACGGGAAUGGUGGCUGAGCUGUGCUCUGGAGCUUGCAUGGCACUGGAGAUUCGUCCCCCAGACGGACCGAAAACCUUCAGAGAGCUCUGUGGACCCGCCGACCCGGAGAUUGCCCGCCACCUGCGGCCGUACACUUUACGAGCGCUCUACGGCAAGAGCAAAGUACAGAACGCCGUCCACUGCACAGACCUGCCCGAGGACAACGUGUUGGAGGUACAGUAUUUCUUCAAGAUUCUGGAUGGAUGAUUUUGUUUUGUUUUGCUUUUCUGAUGACAAAAGAUAUUUAAAUAAAAACAAAAAGUGACUCUGACAAAG
Molecule: messenger RNA, 1248 nt
Organism: Engraulis encrasicolus (European anchovy)
Lineage: Eukaryota; Metazoa; Chordata; Actinopteri; Clupeiformes; Engraulidae
Gene: nme7
Product: NME/NM23 family member 7
Exons: 12
Coding region: 16-1179 (387 amino acids)
Biological process (GO): UTP biosynthetic process; CTP biosynthetic process; GTP biosynthetic process
Cellular component (GO): centrosome
Molecular function (GO): nucleoside diphosphate kinase activity; ATP binding
Source: RefSeq, a predicted model, not a curated record